AUGUCACAAUCCACUACUCUGGACGCCCACCUGCAGUCCCUUGUCGCUGGCCAUUCGAAUCGGACAGCGUUGAUUCAAGAAGUCAUUCCAGCACUGCUCCGCACAUUACCCGACAUUGCCCAAGCCCUCCGAACAACAUCAGUCUCGCAGGCCGGUAGUGCAAACUCCUUCGGCGACGAUCAACUCAACGUCGACGUGCUGGCCGAGAACCUCAUCCGCAAAGCAAUCGCCAAAGUCCCCUCGAUAGCCACAGCAAGCAGCGAAGAAGACCCGAUUGAAAAACCCGUGCACAAAACCCAACCCACUUCCGAAGAGCAGUAUACCAUCGCCUUCGACCCGCUAGACGGCAGCUCCAUCAUCGGCCCCAACUGGACCGUCGGCACCAUAAUCGGCAUCUGGGACGGCACCUCCGCCCUCUCCACCACCGAGGCGCCUCGCAAGAAGCAAAUCGCGUCCAUCCUCGGCGUUCUCGGUCCCCGCACGACUGCCGUCGUCGCCCUCCGCCUCCCCGGAACCCCAGGGACGUGUUUCGAAGCCAGCCUAGCAGACGGCGCAAUCAGCAUGACGCGACCCAGCGUGCAGCUCGCCACGGCGCCCAAAACAAAGUACUUCGCGCCGGCCAACCUGCGCGCCGCAUCCGAAAACACAAACUACCUAGCCCUCAUCACCCACUUCGUCUCCUCCAAGUACACGCUCCGCUACAGCGGCGGCCUGGUGCCGGACAUCUUCCACGCCCUCGUCAAGGGCCACGGCAUCUACACCAGCCCGGUCACAGACCAGAGUCCCGCCAAGCUGCGCAGGCUGUACGAGCUGGCGCCUAUCGCGCUGCUGGUCGAGUGCGCAGGCGGCGUUGCGCUGGAUGCGCGGGACGGAUCGCCUGUGCUGGAUACGCCCAUCCGCGAUACGGAAGAGCGGGGUGGCCUUGUGUGUGGGAACGCAGGGGAUGUUGAGUUUGUAAGGACUAGGUUGUUAGAUGCGUAG
Messenger RNA from Ascochyta rabiei, 981 nucleotides. RefSeq names its product Sedoheptulose-bisphosphatase. The record is from RefSeq and is a predicted model, not a curated record. Gene Ontology annotation, molecular function: fructose 1,6-bisphosphate 1-phosphatase activity. Gene Ontology annotation, biological process: fructose 1,6-bisphosphate metabolic process; fructose metabolic process; gluconeogenesis. The coding region runs from base 1 to 981 and encodes 326 amino acids. Gene Ontology annotation, cellular component: cytoplasm. Lineage: Eukaryota; Fungi; Ascomycota; Dothideomycetes; Pleosporales; Didymellaceae. The transcript has a single exon.